UGUUAUCAAAGAUAGCGACGAUCGAUCAUCACAAUCGUGAAAAACAGAAACGCUUUGUUUGUUUUAUCAUUUGUUUAUUACGUUCAUAGAGAAAGCUACUAGUUCAGAUUUACGUAAAUAUCUAACAAUAUUGUAAUUUAUAAAUACAGUAUCGUGAUUUAUUUUGGUCAGUCAUUGUGUACAGCGCCAGGCUCGCGAAACCAAAACGUACGGGCGCGGAACAAGGCCCAUAAUUCAAUAUUGCGUAUCGAACAUAUACACGCGUCAAUCACUUUUGAAAAUAAAUGUAACUGUAUAUCCGUACAACGAUAGGAUUGAAAUAAUAGAACGCGAGACCAAAACGUACAGCUUCAAACAAAUGCGUACCGUGGAACUGUAGGAAUUGCCUUUGAAUGGAAUUUCGAGUGGCGAUCAGAACUUUUCAAAAUGGUCGUUUCACCGUCAAUAUAUCCACGUAAACUAAUUGCUCGUCAAAUUUAAAAUAAAUAUCAUACCGUGCGUAGCUUGUUUAUUUAAUAAACGUUUCCGUCCUUAAUUUAAACCGUUUUGAAUACAUCAAUUUUGUUUGCUAGCGUUUGAAAAUGUAGAGAUAUACCAAUACAUAAAUUCAACAGCGAGACGCGAUCCAAUAAAUGAGAAUAGACUUUUUUUUAAAUAUUUACAUUUUUUUUUUACUGUUCAUUUUAUCGCUUCCAUUAAUUUUUUUUUUGAAUUUAUUAUCGAUCGUCGGUACCCUCGACUGUAAAAUUUAUUCGUUCGAAUAUACGACCCAUAAUAUAACGUAUGGGUCCUUGCAGUACGCGUGAAAUACAUACCGUGAAUCUACGACGAUAAUUUUAAAAGAGUUAAAUCGGCGGGCAGUCCAUCGAACUCCGAAAAUAACGAAAGCGCCUCGGGCGCGACAGGAAGCUGAGCGUAACUGGGUCGCAAGUUCAUCAGUGCUAAUUAUUAUUAAUCAGGAAAUCUCGACAGGGUACAAAAUUCCUGUGGAUUUGCAUGAUUACGAAGUGCACUAAAUAACUAGAACGAGGCGUCGUGGAAAUUACAGCUGGGGAUAGAAUUUGAUAAUAACAAUUUGAUCCUUCGUAGGAAAUUACUAUAGGAGGAUCUAUCGAUCGAUGUAAUUGUUGAAAGAGGACCGUAACAAAAUUGGGGGUGGAAACGUUUAAAAUUGUAUUUUCCAUCAAGCAACGAAGAUAUUAAUUUCUUCAUCUGUUGGCCUUCUUCAGAAAUGAUGAAUUAUUAGAUAUUUAUAGUGUUUGUAUAAUUUAUACCGUCGUUAGUGAUUUGUGAAGGUCGGUAAUCUUGGCAGAAACGUCGAAGAAACAAGGAACGCGGUCGUUUUACAUUCGAUUAGCAAAAAAGCAAUACUCGUUCCCGACCUUCCGUAAUUUUGAAAAUUUCGCGCAGGCUGACGCGGCCAUUUGAUUUAUGGAUAAUUCGAGUUACACAAGUUGCAGAAUAUGUACGCUAUGAAUAUCAAUCUUUGUCAUCGAAGUAACCAUGACGCAGAUGGUAUAAAUGGCCGAUUCAUAUUCUCGAGGUCGCGUGUUCCGAGUCCGGUUCACCGAAUAUUUUUUUUUUAAUCGAUUUUUUUUGCAACCGUAACAGCGAUACAUAUGAUAUCGAAUCGUAGUUGGCAUAGUCAGCAUCACAGACUAUAUUUACAUGACCUAUCGUUUCUUUCUUUAAAAAACAGAGAAAUAAAUUCGAUUUAACAAACGUUGAAUUCCUAUUUAGGAUUUCUAAGGGUGGGAGUCUCGAAUCUCCUUUCCUUCGAAUUCUAGAUUUGUCACUGCAUAUUUACUCAGUAUUGGUGGCAAAAAUGGUAAAAAUAAUUUGUGUUAUCACGUUAAAUUCCUAUUGUUUUCAAUAAUUUACACUUAUUUAUGGGAAAUUUUGAUUCUCAACAAACUACAGAAUGCACUUAACAUGCAAAAAUAUAAGAAAUAAAAUAAAAUUCGAUUUAUUAUAUUUAGCAGAUGAGACAACCCUCUACAAAGCUUCAUUUGGUCAAUUCUAUUAAUAAAAAUACGAUAUUUGCAUAAAAAUCCACACUAGCAUCGUAUAAACAUUUGUUCGAACACCACCAGUGUUAAAAUCGUGGGAGGGAUCGAAAUCGAGGUUUACCUCGCCGGCAGCCAUGAUUGCCCGGUAUUCGUAGUGUCGCUACACUCUUAUUUUAUCGGGUACCGAACCACGUUUCAUUACUUCGUCAAAGGAACCAACUAGCGGCCAAGUGUAUAUAAAUAUUACCAGAAAACUCGAUAAUUUUGUGAGAGCAAGCAAGCCAGAAAAACGGAGGGUGCUUGUGUUCAAGCCAGCGUGGAACGAGUUACACGAUUGACCUCCUGGUCUCGUAUCGAAUUAUACACAUCGUUCUGAAAGUAGUAAAAGCAACGUGGAACCGCGGUAGGUGGUCGAAGGAGCGGUGGUCGACUUUUCGCUCCAGUAAUCGUCGAUCGUUUGUCGUACGAACCGAUGGACCUUCAAGAAUCCCGAUGUUUCUUCGUCCUACGUGGACGAUGCAUUUUUAUAAACGAACGGCCUCUUUGAAUUGCAUCGCGGUACGGUUCACCCCCUUUUAUCGAAUUCUUUUCGAGUAUGUUAUUGGAUUCCUUUGUCCCUUGAAACGGUCGCAGUUUGCGCGAAAUAUUUGACGCUCCUUCGAACCCCCAAGCAAUCUUAACUUCCUCUUAACAGAGCAACAACGGGACAUUUUUAAUUAAAAUAAGCUUUUAAAUUAACUACUGUGACGUAUUCAACUGUCAGAAAAACACUAAUAAUGUAAUGCACCAGUGUCAUAAAUAAUACAGUUAUCGGAAACAUUAAUUCCCGUUGGUAAUGUGUUAACUGGAAUUCAAAUUGAUAAUCAUAAUACACCUGAUGGAAGUAUUCGAUGGUUCAAAAUCGUUAAUAUUAUUUAAAAAUUUAUUAGUAUUAGAGUUCGUUCGUCUGAAACUGUUGCAACUAUCGCUUUGAUACAUUUAUUACCGAUUCGUUGGAAAAUAUUUCAAACAAUUCUGUGUUCGAAUUGCAAAAUUUUGAGAAGCAGACUCGCGCUAAUAGCGAGAAAAAUUGCACAAGUAUGGCGUUUCUCGGGGUCAGCCCCGGUUACGGGCUUACGGAAUACUUGAAAGUAUUAAUUGCUAUAGUUGCAUAGAAGACACGGAAGCGGUAGAAAUCGUGACGACACGUCCGUCGACGUUAAAAUAGACAUCCUGGAAGCCGGCUGAGCCUCGAUACUCUGCUAUAGUGCUCGAGGCCGCUAAAUGUAUCAUCGCAGGUAUAUUUAGCCGCUACUGUCAUCAGCCACAUUUGAUCGAAAUAUUUCAGAUUUUAUAAACGACUUUCGUUUAAAAAAAAGAAAUUUUUCUUUGACACAGCGCGAAUCUUACGCGAAAAAUUCGUGUCACUGUUUGCACGAUUUUCGAAAUUCUCUUGUUUCUUGUACGUUACGCCUGGAGGACAGAUUUUACAAUUAAUCAUCGUGCAAAUUACUCCAAAGCAAUCUUUCAUCAUUUCAACAGACACUACAUCAUAAUUAUAUCGUGUACCAUUAAUUAUACGCAAAACCAGUUCGCCGGGGCUGGGAAUUAAAGUUCAGCAAAUAGUGUACUGUCAAUCAGCGUUAUCUGUUUACCGCGCGAACUGGUAACUCGCUAAAUAUAAUGUCUAUGAGAUCAUGUGCGGUUACAUGUGUCCUAUAGCGGGCUCGAGAAACGCUUUACGUUUCUCGAUAGUGGCGAACGUGAUAGCCUUGGCGUCGCGCGAUAUCGGAUAGUGUUUCUGAAAAAAAGAUUAAGUGUGAACGUUCCACAUUUUCUCUGUUUGAGUGCAGUUAAUCGACCGUGGAAGUAAUUAUUCGUCAUCCAACGUCGUCAUUAGCCGGCUAUAUUACGGAAUUCGAAAGUUCCCCAAGAAUUACGCGCCGCACGAAAUAAUUAUGAAUAAUUACGACUAGUAUCCGAGCCUGGGAAACGAACCAAAUAUCUAUAAUUUAAUUUCUGCUUCAAAUGUGUGUUCAACCUCCUGACGUAGAGAUUUUUUGCAAUAUUAAGCCUCUAAUAGCACGGUGGGUGUAAACGAAACCGGUUCGAAAAAUGAAUAAUUUCUUGUUAUCUUAUCUAAUACCUCUCUUUGAGUCACUUCUAAAGUUCUUCUAUGCAUACAUGCGUCUUGCAAUAUAAAAUUGUAUUAUUCAUUGAGUUACUAAAUAAUUAUUUUGGGCGAUGUACGUUUCGAAGAACUUGUGAUCCAAUCGUAUGCGUGUGUGUGUGUAUAGAGAUGAAUCAAUAAUGUAAGUGAAAAUAACAGGCUACGGAAGAAUCGCUAGGAAUCGAUUACCGAUCCGACCGCGCGAUCCGUUCGGGUGACAGUGAAAAGAGGCGAUCGAACUGGAGGAAUCGCGGGGGAUGAUGGAUACGAACGAGUUAAAUUCAAUCGGGGAUCUGUGCACGGAGGAUCGAUCGUUGCUGGUCGUGAUACGAUCGUAAGAUGCCGCAGUACGACGACAGUUUCCUCGACUCGCCGAUUUUUCGGCGACGCACGCGUAGCUACGCGGUGCAGAAAGAGUUCGUGCCGAAGUCGAAAAGCUUUAUCACGGCCACACCUUUGCUGCUAGCCGUGACCAAUCACGCCAGGACUCUUUCCGGUUCCAUAUCGACCUGCAGCUUGAAAGAAGUCGAGGAGCGGUCCGGCGGGAAGGCGCGCGGCGGUAAACUAGCACGUCGUGCGCGCUCCUUCAAGGAGGACUUCCUGGAGAAGCUCUCCCACAUGCGUUCUCCUGGAAGCGGGAGCGGCGGUGGGGGCAGCGGGGCGGCUACACGGGCAGCCUCGCCCUCCUCGCCGCGAACACCCCGCGAUAAAAGCGCGCCCGGCUGUACCGACACCACGACCACCCUCGACAAGAAUCCCCUCAGAGACCUGCACAUCCACGUGCGACAGGUGCAGCUGGCACUGCUCCACUUCAGGGACGUCGUGUCGAAGAAGAAGCUCGAGAUGCUGCCGGGAAAUGGCACCAUCGUCCUCGACACCGUCACCACGAUACACACCGUGCUGAAGUCCUAUCUACUCUCGGAGAACAGUUCUACUUUGGGAUCAGCGACGAACCAAGUGUAUCAGGCCCUAGCACAAUUGUUAAAGCUCUGCGACGAUGUGCUGCUACACGGCGACCAGUCUUCUGCGUUGGACACUGAAAACGUGACGCACAUCAUAGGAUUAGUCGAAGAAGCUGUGAAGAAUCUAGUUGCCCUGGCGAACGAGAAGAUCGCCAACAGACAAAAACCUGCAACCGUCACAACUAGUAAUAGAACGUCGGGUUAUGGGUCGGAAUUGACGCCACAAAGAAAUUCCUUGCCCGAUAUUCCGCUAACCCCGAGGGAAAGGCAGAUUUUAGAGCAAACCGCUGCGACUACUAGUCUGGUCCGUAGUUCGCAUAGUUCAGAGUCGAUUUUAAGGGAUUCUAGUCCACCCCCAAAACCACCACUCCCCGAGAGAACCAACGUGUGUCUGUCGGAGGAGAAUAGUUCGUCCGGGACACCGCCACCUUUGCCCCCAAAACGGAGAACGCGGGCUCAGCAGCUGCUAGACGAGUCCGAGGGUCUCUUAGCAUCUAGUCUUGAUAGGGUCUCCCUUCGAAGUCGAUCUCCAGAGGAUUCGUCGUCUCUUUUAAGCGCGUCGGCUGGCAGUUUGGAUUCGGCUCUGAAUCAUUCUCGCGACGAGGAUGAAAUACGAGCGAUCAUGGGACCAAACGACGAGUCUCUGAACGACAGUAUGGAUCUCAGCCUGAUGGCUACCAUUCAGGGCAUGCAAGUUAAUGGUGCUUCAAACUGUAGUUGCUGGGACGGUUCUGAAACAAGUAUACCGAGCACUAUGUUGUUGGGUCAACAAACUCCCCAAGAAAUGCUUAGUCCAUUUACCGGUAUAGAGGGAAAAAUGGAACGGUUGUCGACCCAGACGCAGGAGUCCGGUUUUGUAUCCAUGCAUUCACAACGAAGUUCAUCCCAAAGUUACACCGCCUCCAGUGUGACAUCAAAAAGAUCGUCUCAGCAGAGCAGCGUUAGUUACAAUUCCCAGACGUUCAAUUCGCAGCAACAAUCGUUCUCUCAGGCCAAGUUGUCCUCGGAUAGCAACGGGUCUAUAUUCACCCAGAAGACAAUGACUAGUUCCAAGAGUACUAUUAGCACAACAAAUAUGUCUGGAAGUGGAGAUCCCGCGCUGUUAGAAAAACUGGUAAACGAAAUUGACUCAAUUUCUGCAUCUGACGCAAACGGCAUGCCACCAGCGUUGCCCGAAAAACGUUCGAAGCGAAGAAAAGAACGUCAGCCAUCGCAGUACGACAAUGUACCUGAGAACGAGCAUUUAUCAACCUGUAGUUUACACACCAGCAAUGGCGAUAGCCCGGACGCCAGUAAACCUCCUCCACUUCCUCCUAAAAAAAGACACAUGUUCCAAUCAGUGGCAUAUUCUGUCAUGGCAUACAUGGAGAUGUUUGGGAACUGUUCCCAUAGUAACAAUGACUUCAUCUCUGGUCUUGGGACGCGCCAUUCAGUGGCAGCUUAUAAUUCAAUGCAAGCAGAAUGGCAACAACACGAGAUGGCCCUUACCACAACACAGUCAUGUUCAUUCAUGGCACAUGCUAUGACUACGUUGCACGAUAGCUCAAAUACCUCCAUAACUAUGACACCACCAACAGCUGAAGUAAUAAAUAAUUCUAGUCUCCCUCCAGUAUUGCCACCAAAGAGAUCUCGUUCCAUCAAAUCGAACGCAACACCGCCGCCAAUUUCACCAAAACCAACCAUCAGCAUGCAAAGUAUACAUACGAUAGAUCCAAUUGUGACAUCAACUCCGGUGAAAACAGAAGAAUCUGUCUGUAUUCACGACAAGAAGGAUCUCACACCUUCGACUCCAGUGAAAUUGAACAACGUUACCUUAGAUACGAUAUUACCGUCUUCGAGACCAGCGAGCAACGCUCUGUCGUCGAUAUCAGUCGACGAAAAUACUCUCGAAUUGAGAGACGUUGAUCAAGAUGAUAGCAUUUUGGACGAACUGGACAUUAGCAAACAUUUAGUCUUUAAAAAGCCUGACGAAGAAGGGCCGGAUAUACGGGGAGGGCAUCCGGAUGCGUUAUUGGUCCAUGCAACCAAAGCUAACAAACACGAUGAAAAAGAGUCAGACUUUCUGUAUCAGGAAGCGUUCUUGACAACGUAUAGGACUUUCAUGCAACCACUUGAAUUAAUUCAAAAGUUACACAGACGUCAUCAACGAUUCUCUUGUUCCGCUGACGUCGUUAAACAAAGGGCAGCCCGCGAAGCGUUUUCCUUAUUAGUUAGAGUUGUUAGCGAUUUAACUAUGUCCGAUCUCGAUGAUACCCUCCUACAAACGUUGAUGGAAUUCGUGCAACAGUUGGUAUGUAGCGGCGAUCUUACUAUGGCAAAGGCAUUGCGCGUUAAAAUUUUGGAGAAACACCAAGCGAAACAGUUACAGUCUACGCAACCAAUUCUUUCCUCCUUAAGUGUAACAACGAAACAAGCUUCCCUUCUCGAUUUUAAGAGCGAACAAAUAGCAGAGCAAAUGACUUUGUUGGACGCGGAUCUGUUCAUGAAAAUCGAGAUACCGGAAGUGUUAAUUUGGGCCCAGGAACAGAACGAGGAACGAAGCCCGAAUCUGACCAGGUUCACGGAACACUUCAACAAGAUGUCGUACUGGGCCAGAUCGAGGAUAUUGGAGCAUAGAUUAGAAAACGAAGCGAAAGACAGAGAGAAAUACGUGGUGAAAUUUAUUAAAAUAAUGAAGCACCUUAGAAAAAUAAAUAAUUUUAAUAGCUAUUUAGCCUUGCUUUCCGCGUUGGAUAGCGCGCCUAUUAGGAGGCUCGAGUGGCAAAAACAUAUUACAGAAGGCUUGAAGGAAUAUUGUGCUCUUAUCGAUAGUUCUAGCAGUUUUAGAGCUUACAGGCAAGCUCUGGCCGAAACGCAACCGCCGUGUAUUCCAUAUAUCGGACUUGUAUUACAAGAUCUUACGUUCGUGCAUAUUGGAAACAGUGAUCUAUUACCGGAUGGCACUAUAAACUUUUCGAAGAGAUGGCAACAGUUUAAUAUCGUUGAAAAUAUGAAGCGGUUCAAGAAAGGGACGUACUCGUUCAAAAAACACGAACGUAUAAUAACGUUCUUCAACAAUUUCAGUGAUUUCCUCUGUGAGGAGGCAAUGUGGCAAAUUUCAGAGAGCAUCAAACCGCGCGGUGGUAAAAAAGUACAGUCGCAGAACUAGAAUAUAUCUAACCCUUUCACUGCCUGUGUCUCGAAAUCGAAAGGCUGAGUCAGUGAAUUAGAAUGUUUAUAUUUAUGAUAUUUAGAUAAAUGCUUCAUUGCAAAUCAAACGAAACCUCAUACAACACUACGAGGGCGGUGAGAGGGUUAGGCGAGAUCUAUCCCGGUUCAACAGCCUCUGUGAGGUUGUGUUUUACUUUAUGGAAAUUUUAAUAUACAAAUCCAUAUUGAAAGAAGGAUACGAAAAACAGAGAUCACGCGUUUAGAUUAAAUUGGAAUUCGAUGUAUUCGUUUUAUUUAAUUGUAAGUGUAUGAACGGGUAUCGAUUGAAUCGAAACGUCGAAAGUUGAAACACGUUAGGGAGACUUUAAAUGAAUUAGCUAGCUCAAUGAUGUCUCAAUGCAUUUUUGUAGUGUUUUAUCCUUUUUGCCAUAAGACAGUAUGCAGAAAUCGUAUUUGCUAUGGACCUAUGCAACAUAUACUUAAAGGAUGCAGCUGUAAUGAUGCUUAACGUAGCAUGAAGGGAAAAGUUCCCUCAUUUUAACUAUUCUAUAUGUAUGUCUAUAUGAAAACUAUUUAUUUAUUUGCCUUUAAUCAGCGAAAUGUAAAAAGUAGUAGGGGUUCUUCUUUUUUUUAACUUAUUUAGAUAUAUAUUAUAUAUAUAUAUAUAAACGUCCAUUAUAUAGCUUUAUCGUAGAUAGAAAAACUUUUCAAACGUCAACAGUGUACUGUUGACUGCGCAAGGAAGAAACACCAAUUACGUUAAUUAAUGUAGAGCCAUUGUAGUUUCAGAUCAGCGCCUCGGCGAUGCGCUUUUCUGAACGCAUGGCACGACUGAGCGUAACUGUUACAUAUACUAUUGUAUAUGAUUAUAGAGAACACUUUUUGUUGGGAUCUUGUUAAUAGGUAUCCAAGCUUUCAGCUUUAAGUCGAAUGGUUACCUAGAGGUAUAGGUAAAUUAAGUGUGAAACCACGAUCGUAACGGAAGAAUUGAAUUGAUAACCCAUAACAUCACCUUGUAUUUUAUCGUGAUUUUAAAUACCUUCGAUGUCUUUUGCAACCGGAGUUUAACGUACGUUUAUAAUUUUCAACGAUGAAAGCGAGAAUUAUGCUUUCUUUCACGACACAUUCCGAUAGAGUGAAAGAAUCCGAUCAGAUUAAUUUUUUUAAGAAACGGAAAACACACUUGCCCCAUUCGUUACUCUUCGUUAAAUAUACCGAAACAUAAUAGAGUGCAUCAAGUUUUAAGAGAAUUGAGACCGCCUGUAAGAAUAUGGCUGUCCGUGUGACUCGUAUUAUAGGAUGAAUGAAUAUCUAUACUUAACAUUUCUCUAGUCGUUUCAAGCAAUUUACUUAUUUCACUUCGUUAUUCGUCAAAAUAUUAUCUAGUCCUCGUCAGUGAUGUAAUAAUAUAUCACAAACUGACCAAUUAUGCAAAAUUUAAAUACAUUCAGUUGUUUGAUUAUAAUACGUAACGUAAAAUUUUGUAGGUUAUUCCUAAGAUAUUUAAUUCCUUUUUCCCCCAAACGGAUAAAACACGUGCUAUUAUUAAUCAACAUAAGUGGACCAAUUAAAAAGCAGACAAAUUAACUUUCUUUUGAUUCGAUCUCGUUCCUAAUAAUUGUAGGUUAUUGUAUCAAUGAAGAGGACCGGAAUAAUUGGUCGAAAACAUUUUGAUGCAUAAAAAAAGUUAAGUAAAUGAAAAGAUUGCUUGAAACGAAUAUAGGAAUGUUAAGUUGAUUUUUCCCCCUUACAAACAAAAAUUUAAUCUGAAUGAAUAUUUGCUUAUUAACGUUUCUCCGGUCUCUCGUUUUAGUACUAAAUGUCUUGUAUACAAUACUCGGCGGCAAAGCUAUGAUAUAUGCUUAAGAGAUUUUAAAAUCUGUCAUCUGCAUGUUAACGCGUUCUACGUGCGAUUGUAACAGUCGUGCGCAUUUAUUAUUCACGUUGAAAAGGCCUAAGCAGUUAAUAGUUGGUGUCGGUCUAUAAGCAUACACAGUUAAUUAAAUCUUACAAAUACUUAGACACCGUGAACAAAGGCAAACAAAAGCCGUUAUUAGUCUUGAAAUGUAGUUAGAAGUUUGCUAUUAUAUAUAAAUCUGAUAAACAGUCGUCAAUUUCGUGACAUGCACCAAAUAUACAUACGUAAACGUAGCUUUCGAUGACGAAAUCACAGGAGCCAACCAGACGUUGAAACUGUUCUGUGGAUAGAUGCACUCCCGUUAAUCUCAAACCGUAAACAGUGGAAGAAAAAAAAUACAAAGGAAAAAAAGAAUCAAUCUUAGCUACAAAUUUUUUAACAAAGCAUAUUGCUGCGCCGAUGACACACGAAAGGGUAUAAAUGCGACGAAUACACUUUGGAUUUAUUUCGACGUGAAUCCGUGCGUGCGAGCGUGUACUGGUGUGCGUGAUCGAACACAUUUCUGUUCAAAUAGUUGAUACAUAUAAAUGAUUCGUCUAAUCUAAGGCUAAGAGGAACUUUAUUAACGUUGUAAAUAGUUUGAUUGUACUCAUAAUUUCUUGUAUGUACGCGAGUGUCUUCUAUUAUUCGUAAUUGUAUAUAUACAGUAUUAUCUCUGUAUUAACUUUACGCAUGACGUGUUAAGCUCAUACAUCUUUAAGUUUAUUCAAAUUAUUGUGAUGCCAUGUUACGUUCUCGCAUAAUAGACAACAAUCCGUUGUACAGAGACUCCAAAAAUCAUGCAACAAACGGAUAAACUAAAACGUAACAAAGGAAAUCGAAAAGUCUGUUUGUCGUUUUAUCAUCUGAUGCUUUGUUCUCAAGAUGUGGGUCAUUUUUGGUAAUUGAACUUCGAACGCAAAAAUGCAUCGAUUGGUCAGAGAUUUCUUGGAAUGUUUACUGUUAACGGUACAUGGCAGAUAAACGUGCAUAAACACUUGAUAUUAAUACGGUAGAAGUUGAUCACCAAACCAUUAAUUGUUUGUAUCUUGAAAAGCAAAAACUCAGAUUUGCAAAGUGACAAAAGUAUUUUCGAUUUCUUUCGUUUCAAGGUAUUCGCAUAUUUUUACUUCUCACAUAAUUUCACGGCAACUUUAUUACGUUCGAUUUUAUUUUUUCUGUACUUUUUCUUUAAUACAAUCAUUGUCAUUUUUUUUCUGGAGUUCAAUUGCAGUUUUUCGUUCGUAUCGCACCAUCAACAUCCUACAUGAUUCCUGACACGAAUGUAUUCGUACAUUAAUUGUAUUGCUGUUUUUUAAAGAAUUCUGUUAAUAGUUCCUUUUAACACGGUUCCCUUGAAAGUCUAUUUAAAUGUAACGCAAUUGUAUCGAUCGACGUUGCAUUUAUUUUCUAUCGAUUCUUUCUCAACAUAUUGUUGACAACAUUUUCGUGUAUAUUACAAGUAAACGUGUAAGCAUUCAGUUUUAAGGUUACGCUAACACUAACAAAACAUGAGUGAGAUAAAACAGAGAAUAUGCAACGAAAAUCUUAGACUCGGUCAGUCUACUAGAUAAAAACGCUAAGUUAUUUCGCGCUAGGCGAACAAACUGUGAAGAAAGUGAAUUGAUUUUAAUAAUUAGAUUGAUAAUAAGAUACUUUUGAGGUAUUUCUCUAUGUACCUAGUUGUGGCUAUAUUAGAAGCAUUCAAAAUGUCCUCUACUUUUUGUAUUUUGAAACUUAACCUUUUUUGUUAAAUCUAUCGUUUCGUUCUAACCAAAACAGACAUCAGUUUCAUACUCAUAUGCGAUAGAAUUAUAAAUUGCUUUACAAAUCUGCAGGCAAUGAGCAAAUCAAAUUUAGGAUUAGUAAUUAAGAUUUUGUAAUCGUCUGGGCAACAGGUAAUACGAGAUUCCCAGUAAUAUUUUCGAAAGAAACGAACAUGCAUUUUUGCAAAAAUUUAUGCAAACACUUCAACUGUUGCGUGUAAAUCGUGUAUGUCUCCCCUAAGGCAAAAGAAUAGUUUUAUAUUAAAAUAUCCUCUUCUGACCACUUUUUGGACUUAAUAUACCGACAAAAACAAAAAUAUUUUUUUAUGCAUAAAUGUUAACCGUGCGAUUGCGUGAAACAGACGACGUAAAAAGACCCGCCCACUGCGUGUUGAUAAAACACACGCGACAGUUAAAGUGUUAAUGCGCUAAAAAUAGCUACGUCUUCAACAAUUACGAGGCAUAAUAUCAAAAUGACAAAAUUCACCGAGAUUUCACUUUUUCAAUGUGACCUGCAAUGAAUCUAAUUUCCCUGCGAUUAAUAGCUUGAUCUUACUAUCAAAUUUAUCUUAUUAUCAAUUAUCUAAUUUACUUUAAAUUGAUAGAUUGAUCUUCGCGACUGCAUCCUUUCAACUCUGAUUAGCCAAGCAUACCCUAGCAUAGGCACAAAUGUAAAACUGUGUUUUUUCGAUCGUCUGCUGAACGUAGAUACUAACAAACAUAGCUUUUCGAGGAAACAGUCUGUAAACGAAAAUGGACUCUAAAGCAAUCGCUGUUAAACUUACUCUUACGACCGCAAGGAUUCUGAUGUCGCGAAACGUCACGACGCUAUUUCAUUACCGCAUAUAUCAGUACUUCCAUGGCGAGGGGUAUUUGCACUUUUAACAAUACGAUGUACAUAUAUAUAUAUAUACAUGCAUAUAUAUACGAAUUUAGCGAUCGAACGAUUUCAUCGAUCUCUUAUUGUAUAUUUUCGAAGGAAAAGAGAAACGUUCCAAACCGAAUAGGCUCAAAUCAAAAGCAACAGUUUCGUCGCGUGGCCACGAAUCGAAACAGAAAUUGACGAUUGCGCGUUUGAAAUCUAUGCAGAAUUGUACGUCAAAUAACUCUCGCCGAACUUGAACUUAACGAUGGUCUGAAUUCAUCGUUGUAACAAGGAAACAAUAAGUAAUAUUCUUAGCGAAUAUCGAUAAGCAUCAAACAAGUAAUAAUUACUAUUAAUGUGUUACUGAUCUCUUAUCGAAACAAAAUAUAUGUGUAACUUAACAUUAAAUAGAUAUGGUGGUAAGUAUUAGAAAGUACGGAUAACCUAAACUGGCGGUGAUUGUCGAUGCUCUGUUCGGUACUAGACGAUAGUCUUUUUCCACCAGAGCGUUAAUAAAUCAUCACAAUAAAAGCGACAUAUCCACGAAGCACGGUAUUACUGUUUGGGAACCAGUAAACUGAACAAAUUAAUCAAGAAGGGGGUUUCGAACGUAACAGUCGGUUUCGAAACGAUGUCUAUUUAAAUUCGAUUGUUUUUAACGAUGAUGUAAUUUGUUUGUUUGUUCAGCAGCAUACGAUACCGGUAAUUAAGUGGUUUUAUCGGGUAAAAAGAUAGAGAUUCGCGUAAAAGAACAAUAGCGUACAAUUGCACGCCGAAAUAAAAUUUAUUAACGAUACUGAAUGUGAUGCAUAGAUAGGCUAUCAUUCUACUGUAUAAUAAUUAUACGCAUAACAAAAUCCACAAAUGAUCAUUCGUUUGAAAGGUUAUAACUAACGGAAAUUUUUGAAAUCUACAUCGAUCUAUUUUUGAAAUGAUUAAUGAUUUAUCAAACGAACAUAAUUUUUGAUAUUCAAUUUAGAAUUCGUUGAUCGUAGAAUGGAAAUGUGAAUUGGAUGAUAAGUGGCGGGAAAAUGAUUUUUUUAAUCAGCUAAUCGGUAUUGUUUAAAUAAUCACACAUCAAAUGUACCUAUUUUUCGAGUAACUAUUUAUUAAAAACGUUACUGGAAUUGAACAUUGUUUAAUAAGAAAGAGAUAACAAUAGAAUGUUUUCAUUUUUAAAGAAUGAACGAUAUUCAAAUUAAUUUUGUUCUAUCACAAUAUUAAAAAUUAAAAAAUUCAUUCGUUUCUCCAGCAACAAGAGAAUACGAAUUUUUAAAAUUCAUGUUUUUUAAAUAUUUGUAUAAAAUUAGGUUAUUUGCAAUCCAUCGAUUGUAUAUGUAUAUGUUGCUGCUUCACACAAACAACAAAUUGCAUAACUCUCGUAACACUAUGCUUGAAAAUCCUCUGCGAAUGUUGUAUAUGAUGUAUUUCUUAUGAAACAAUUAACGGAUUAAUUAAAUCUAUUACGUUACACAUUUCGAUUGGAAAUUAUAAGAAUUACUCGGCGAUUUAAAUGUUAUCGCCAGGAGAUCGAAUAAUUCUAAUAAUUUCCAUUACAUGAACAUAAAUUCUUACUAUGAAUUUUGAUAGUUAAUUUAUUAAUUUCGAACUAUUAUUCAUGAUACAUCUUUGGAUUCAUCCCUUAAAUAAGCAGUACGUGAAGCAACAUUCAUUAUUAAUUCUACUUAAAUAUUUAUCUUAUUGCAAUAUACUUGAGUUUUUAUAAACGUAACAAUAAUUCUUCUUAAGUAUUAUAUUUUUAACAUGUAGUACCAUUAAUUGUGAAAUAGGAUAAUAAAAGUGAACGAAGACACUUCCUAACCUUUCUAAAAAAUAAACGUAAGUUUCUUUAUUGAAAAUAUUACGGUACAUUAUUUAGGGGAUUAAUUCCAAUCUUAUUCACAUUCAAAGAAUUACACCUGCGAAUCGAAAUGUACUGUAUAUCUCCGACCCUAACUGAGAUAGCGACAAAGAGAUAUCGAAAGACAUUUAUAUUAUGUGUGUCUCAUCUAUAGGAAUCCGUAUAGUCGGUAGAAGACAUAUAAAACACCGAUAUUUAACGAAAUUUGUCGCUUAAGAUUAUAUCCCCAUCUCUGGGCCCUCGUCUCCCUGCAUUUAUCAUGUCUCUUCUCGUUUACUUAAUUUACGAAUACAUUAUAUCUCUUCCACCAACUAUACACAUGUAGAACACUACUACCACAAAACAAAUAUAAUCGGUAAACGAGAUAUUGUGAGGUCAUAAAUUAAGUAAAAUAUAAAAUGUAAAAGGCAAACAACGGCAUGGACAAUUGUGUUCAGUAGCCAAAAGAAAGCUGACAAAUUAUCAUAACACGUAACCAGAGAUGAGCAAAAUUUUAUUCGAGUAAUAGAAUAAGACCAAGUAACGCAUAGAAAUUUAUUCGUGAUGUUUUAUUCGAUCGAACAGUUAAUAUUAACUUUUUAUCUUAUCAUUGUGAAAUACUUCGUGGUACGAAAUACGAUUGUAAUUUUCAUUUUUAUCUCGCAAGUAAGGGAUUGGCUAUUUACAUUUUAUUCGUUAUUCGAAAUAUACAUAUGUAUAUGAAGGUUAGAAUUUAGCUCAUCUCUGCACACGAGUAUGCUCGAGAAGUUCACUAUGUCGCUUCUACCGAUUGUACACGCGUAAUCGUGAAACGUACUGGAAACGAAACACAAUUCACUAAGCAUAUCAUUUGUAAGCGAAUAAUUACUAAUAACCAUUAUAUCCGACGUCCCUCUCAAUUACUCUCCACGAUGAGAAAGAAACAGCUAUAUCGACAAGAUACACGUAACGUUGUGCUCACGCCUUUAAUUGUGCGAUUUAUUACGUAGCCGAUCAUAUUUUUCUAUGCAUAUUUUUCUUACUCUGUGCCGUUUAACAGACGCCGUUAAAAAUCACGCGUUCAUUUAAUGCGAUCCACACGCGAUUAAUAUAUGUAUCUACGAUCAUUAUUUACGGAUCGCCGCGAAAUAUAUUUUUCUUUCGUUCUCAGUCCUGUGACUACCGAGUAUGUUGAAUAUUUAUAUACGCACGAAGUUUUCGAACGAAUGUUGUUGCUUUUCUUUUUCCUUUUUUUUUUUGUAAUAGGUGUAUGAAGAAGUGAAAUAAAAAUAUGUUAGAGCCAAAAUGCACAAUGAUUGCACUGUAGCGACGUGUGAAUAAUGGAUAACAUGAUGUGAAAAUCUGUGAACAAAUCA
Molecule: messenger RNA, 15993 nt
Organism: Colletes gigas
Lineage: Eukaryota; Metazoa; Arthropoda; Insecta; Hymenoptera; Colletidae
Gene: C3G
Product: guanine nucleotide-releasing factor 2
Exons: 17
Coding region: 4498-8268 (1256 amino acids)
Biological process (GO): positive regulation of GTPase activity; Ras protein signal transduction
Cellular component (GO): plasma membrane
Molecular function (GO): guanyl-nucleotide exchange factor activity
Source: RefSeq, a predicted model, not a curated record